UAACCUGCGUCAUCUUUUCGAACGCGCCUCAAUAUAGAGCUGUUCGAUUUACUUGAAAAAAUCGAUUCUAAAUCGAAUCUUGAGAACAAGCAGAUAAUCGAUUGAAAAGAUCGAUCUUUUAACUUAAAAAAUCGGUCUUCCGAAGAAUCGAAUCGGACUCGAACAUCUUUAAUUCCAAUAGGCGUCAAUGGGCGUUGUCUAUUAAAAUUUGUGUGUAUAGCGUUUGUUAGACAUCGUUCGUUCAAAAUGCGGAUAGACUACGUGUUUUCAAUAUUCCUGAUAUUUAUCUGCACUCGUAUCAAUGGGUUGAAUACGAAUAAUACAGUGACAUGGUGUACCGUUUCUGAUGACGAACAAAACAAAUGCGCAGCUUUCUCGAAUGCAGUUGCUCGUGAUGUUACUUUCUUUGGAAAAAGCUAUUUUACAGUAAAAUGUAAACAAGCUUUUAACAAAGAAGAAUGUAUGUCGAUGCUGGAUCAAGAAAAAGCUGAAAUGACGACAUUAGAUGCCGGAGAAGUAUUUAUAGCAGGUCGUUAUCAUAGUUUGGUACCGAUCAUGCAAGAAAUAUAUGAAAGUGGCGUUAAUUAUCAAUAUACCGUCGCUGUUGUUAAGAAAGGAUCUUUACCAGAUGUACAGGCGUUAGAAAAUCUUAGAGGAAAAAAAGCAUGUUUUGCAGGAGUUGGUACUUUAGCUAGUUGGAUUAUUCCUAUUCAUACGUUAAUGAAGCAAGGUGGAAUGGAAAUCAUUGAUUGUAAUAAUCACGUAAAAUCUACAAUUAAAUACUUUGGCCCAAGUUGUGCGGUAAAUUCGUUGAUAGAUAAAUAUAAUCCCUUAGGCGAUAACUCUGAUCAGUUAUGCAAACUUUGUAUCGGAAAACCACCAACUGGUAAAUGUACAAAUGCGGAUCCUUACGCAGGAUAUGAGGGUGCUUUUCGUUGCUUAGUAAAUGCCGGAGAAAUUGCAUUUUUAGUGCAUACUACCGUACAAGAAAUGACAUCAUCUACGUUUGAAUUCAAUAAUAUUACAAAAGAUCAAUUCGAAUUAUUAUGUAAGGAUGGAACUCGAAAAUCAGUAAAUGAAUAUAAGACUUGUAAUUGGGGUACUGUUCCUUCUCGUGCAAUAGUAACGUCUUCGGCAACGAAAAUUGAAAUUCGCAGAUUAUAUCAAAAAUUUCUUGAAAGAGCGGUUAAAGUAUUAAAUAGAAAAAAUAAUUUUACCGAUAUUUAUAAUAAUCGUUUUGAUAAUCGACAAGGUAAUUUUGAAAACAGACCAGGAUAUGAAGAUAGAUACAGAGAAAAAGAUUUUAGAUAUAACAAUCGAAAUGAAUAUAAUACGGAUAAUCGUAAUGAAUAUGAUAGAGGUUUCGAUGACGGCUAUGCAAAGUCGAAUUCUUGGGACAGAGAAUACAAUGAUACGUAUAACAAUUAUUCACCUAACGAUUAUUCUGAAACUACAAAUAUUCAACCAAUCGAAACAUUUGAUUUAUUCGAAUCGGCUCCAAAAUAUGGCCUUCAUCAUAAUUUAAUGUUUUCGGAUUCUGCUCAAGAUUUUGUAUCAUUGCUUGAAAAAGAUCAAACGUAUACGGGAUAUUUAGGUAGAUCGUUAGAUUCUAUUCUAGGAGUACGUCAAUGUCCUGUGAAUAGAAUGACGAUGUGCGUUACAUCCGAUCCUGAAAUGGAAAAAUGUAUAAAGAUGAAGAUAGCUUUGAAAGCCCAACUUUUGAAACCAGAAUUAUUGUGUCAUAAGGGACACAGUCAAAUAAAUUGUAUGCAAGCGGUACAGAAUGGAAUCGCCGAUGUGACAGUUUUAGAUGCUAGCGAUGUAUACACCGCUGGCUUGCGUUUCGAAUUGAUUCCUUUCAUAUCCGAAGUAUAUAAUCUUGGUACACCAGAUUAUUACGUUGUUGCUGUUGCGAAGGAGGAAGACGACAAUACAGAUUUAACGUAUCUUAAAAACAAAUAUACGUGUCAUACUGGAAUUAAUACUGCAGCAGGAUGGGUCUAUCCAUUGGCGUACCUUCUUUCAAAUCAAUGGAUUCGAGGUUACGGUUGCAAUUCCGUACGCGCAGCUGCCGAAUAUUUUACGAAAUCGUGCGUUCCAGGUGCAUUAAGUUCCGAAUAUAAUACAGGCGUACCGUACGAUAAUAUGUGCGACUUGUGUCACGGACCUAGUUACAGAUACUGUCGGAGAGAUGCUUCCGAAGAUUAUUUUGGACAUACCGGUGCUUUUAGAUGUUUGGUUGAAGGAGGUGGUGACGUAGCAUUCGUUAAGCAUACAACAGUUGCCGAAAACACCGAUGGUAAAAGAAGAGAAUUUUGGGCACGUAAUACAUUCACUAAAGAUUUUGAAUUACUAUGUCCCGAUGGUACUCGUCGGCCAAGUACUGAUUACGAACAUUGUAACUUAGGAAAAGUUGCAGCUAAUGCGAUAGUCACUCGUGGUGGUUAUUACGGUUACAACGAGACGCAAAUUAAUGCAUAUAUAAAUCUCUUUAUUUAUGCACAACAAUUGUAUGGUAGAAAGGAUCCAGAUGAGUUUAGUUUUAGUAUGUUUUACAGCGUUCCACCUUAUAGCGAUCUUAUUUUCCAAGACGCAACGCAACAAUUGAUAGUCAUUCCACCAGAGAAAAGACAAUUUAGCGCAUAUCUUGGUCCAGAUUUUAUGAGAGCUCGAAGAAUCGUAGAUUGCAAUGCUGGAGCGGCUGCUUUAGAGCAUUCUAUAAUAGCUGCUUUAAUCAUGCUUGCUUUAACUUACGUACUUGCUAGAUAAAAGAUCUGAAUUUGUAAUAUAAUUUUUAUUUACGAUUACGGUAUUCAAUCUCGUAUCUUCCGGAAGUAUAUUUAAAUAUUACGUGUUCACCGCUCACAAUCUCUCGUGUGUAUUAUUUUACAUACGCGUGAAAAGUACAAGUGACUGUUAGUCAUCGCGUAGGAUGUCUAUUUUUAGAUUUUAUAAUUCUUUUCUACCAUAGGUUAUAUAAUUAAUAAUUAUAAAAUAGUCGAUAUCGAUUAUUAUACGAAGCAAAUACGAUCCGUCCAUUUUCAAAAAAAAGUUAUAUAUAUAUAUAUAUAUAUAUAGAUAUAAAUAUAGGUAUUAUAUAUAUUAUAGUAUACAUAUGUAUAUAUAUUUUCUAAGAUCACAUGCUUACGAAAAUCGUCCGUUUACGACACAUCGACAUUUUUUAUAACAUUAUCUUUUAAUACAUUACCUAUCAAUAUAAAUAGGUAUUAAUAUUUAAAAUGAACACGAAACGAAGAGAAACUAUUUCGAUUGUCGAAAGAAACGAAGCCGUCCAUUUCGAUUCUCAAACGAUUUUUAUUUAUUUUAUUUUUAGAUAAGUAUAAUAUAUUUUCAUAAAAAGUGUCAUUCUUAAAAAGAACGAUACGAUAUAUUUUUUAAAUGAAAAAGCAAAGAAAAAAUAAAGGAAAAAUAUUCCAACCCCCUUUAGAACAGGUUUGAUCGAAAUAAAUUAAGAUUGCUAUGGUAAAGGGAUUAAUUGGUUUUAACGAAGCCGAUAUUGUUGAGUAAUAGGAAACAGCGACUGUGUUCUUCGUGAUCGAAGCAAUUAUCGUCGAGGAUAUUAUUCAAAUUGCAUUUCUCAACGAUCACUGCCCAUCGGUGAAGCUUCGGGAUCGCUGGGUAAUAUCCGCUGCCCGUCUUGUUCAGGAUAUUACUUAAGACUCGUGAUAGAUACUAACUGUGCCGUGCGAAAAUACAAAUCGGCAAUAAUCAAUCAACGAGUCUAUUUAACUUCAUUUUUUUGUAAACUAACGUUAAACAACGUAAAAUUAUCACGAUUUAAAUAAAAGUUCUAUGAAAAUACGACGCCUAUGUUUCAUAAUAAACGACGAUCGUGCUAUGGACGAAAAUAUAUAAAUAAUGCAUCA
Messenger RNA from Vespula pensylvanica (western yellowjacket), 3887 nucleotides. RefSeq names its product melanotransferrin (gene Tsf2). NCBI's taxonomy places the organism in Eukaryota, Metazoa, Arthropoda, Insecta, Hymenoptera, Vespidae. The transcript has 9 exons. The coding region runs from base 247 to 2769 and encodes 840 amino acids. Gene Ontology annotation, biological process: iron ion transport. Gene Ontology annotation, cellular component: recycling endosome; plasma membrane; early endosome. The record is from RefSeq and is a predicted model, not a curated record.